AAUUAGUAGAGGUUUCAGAUUCUUCCGGUAACUGUAAAGUGUAGACUAUAAAGUUUCUUGAGUGAAUCAUUGACUUCCUGUGUCAUUAAAACCAUUCAACCUGAUUGUUGUUACUUUUGGAAGAGUAUGUAAAUUGAGCUUUGAAACUUGGACUAAUCUGAUGCUACUGCAAAGUUCUGAGCAUUGUUACAUAGUAGCAUAAUCACUUCUCUGCUCAAUAAAGGAUACUACUCUUAUGUAAUUUUUAAUAAGUGGAUAUUAUAUAUUUCCUCCCUCAUCCAUAUAAGCAAAUGUAAUUUAUCAAAGAAAAGAAAAUCAAAUUUUCAACUCAUAAAAGAGAAAAUAAAAUUAUAAUGAACCUCAAUUAUUGCCUUAGUUGCACAGUGCAUCGUGUUAAUAACUACUCACACUGCUUUCAAUUAAUCUAAUGCUGAUUGCUUCUAACCUUCACUAAACAGUUUUGAAAAUUGCUGUAGUUUAGCCUGCGACGCUUGUGAUUAGAGUCAACAAUUUGAAAUGGCCAGCUCACCUGAUGCAGUCAUCUCUUCUCCACCAGCUCUCUUAAGGUCUGGCUCAGUUUAUGAACCUCUUAAAAGCAUUAAUCUUCCGAGACCUGAUAAUGAAACUCUGUGGGAUAAACUGGAUCAUUAUUACAGAAUUGUCAAGUCAACUUUGCUGCUGUAUCAAAGUCCAACCACGGGUCUCUUUCCCACUAAAACAUGCGGUGAUGAUCGGAAGGCCAAGAUCCAGGACAGUCUGUACUGUGCUGCUGGGGCUUGGGCUUUGGCUCUUGCCUACAGGCGCAUUGAUGAUGACAAGGGAAGGACCCAUGAGCUGGAGCACUCGGCUAUAAAAUGUAUGCGAGGAAUUCUCUACUGCUAUAUGCGUCAGGCCGAUAAGGUUCAGCAGUUUAAGCAGGAUCCACGCCCAACAACAUGUCUUCACUCUGUUUUCAAUGUGCAUACAGGAGAUGAGAUCCUCUCCUAUGGGGAAUAUGGCCAUCUUCAGAUAAACGCAGUGUCGCUCUAUCUCCUUUACCUUGUGGAAAUGAUUUCCUCAGGGCUGCAGAUUAUCUAUAACACCGAUGAGGUAUGAUUUCCUCGAAGU
Ceratotherium simum simum (southern white rhinoceros) is the source of this 1107-nucleotide messenger RNA. Lineage: Eukaryota; Metazoa; Chordata; Mammalia; Perissodactyla; Rhinocerotidae. The record is from RefSeq and is a predicted model, not a curated record.